Amoebophrya sp. A25 is the source of this 242-nucleotide messenger RNA. The record is from the annotation of a GenBank genome assembly. Lineage: Eukaryota; Dinophyceae; Syndiniales; Amoebophryaceae.
ACAAACUUUGAAUUCGAUACUUUAUUCGAUUACAGAGAUGAAGACGAGAGAACGCCAAGGUUCAGUGAUGAGUAUGGAACCGGUUUUGACCUCGAUCCUGAUAAAGCACGAGCACAACCUCCAGCUUCAACAAAGAAAACAUUCCUCAACUUUUUUUCUAGAACGAAAAAGCCAUCCUCAGUGAAGAUUGGUCGAGGAGGUAUAUCCCGCUCAGCGUCUCGACGUUCAGGAGGACCCGCCCC